UCACAGCAACAGCAUCAAGAAGAAGUGAGUCCAGAUGACAGCGUAUCAGCGGUUGCUACACCGGCGGAGGAUGAAUCUGUGUUCCAUGUGGCACAAAGCACAGCAACUGUCCGUUCUUCGAGACUGUCCAGAUCUUCUAGAUCGUCCAGGUCAUCAGGAUCUUCAAGAUUUUCCAUUUCAUCUAUACCUCAGGGAGAAAGAGCACAAAAUGCCGCCCUACUUGCAUGAGCAGAAUCACCAGAAAACUGUAAAGGCUCCUCUCGUCAAGUCGUUAGUGCCUUUCAGAAGCCAUGUAUAUUCUGUGAAAAACAACAUACAUUGGCAGAAUGUCAGAAACCAGCCCUCUAAAGGAAUAAUAAAGUUUGUUGAAGGAAAAGGACUGUGUUCUUCAUGUUUGACUCAAGGUCACUUGAGCAAAGAUUGUAAAAAGAGAGCUUUGUGUGAAGACUGUUCUAAGAAACAUCCAAGUAUGCUUCAUGUCACAAGAGAAGAGGAUAAUGAAGUUGUUAAGAGCAGUGAGAAAAGCACCACAGAAAACAUGACAGGUUGUGAAACGACACACAACUCUAGUGGACCUUGUUGUGCUACCAGGGCUGGAAAAGACAGUUGUGUCUUGGCAACUGUGCCUGUGUGUGUCACAGUAAAGGAAAGCAAAAGGGUGAUAGAGACUUAUACAUUCAUGGAUAACGGAAGUCAAGCCACUCUCUGUACUGAAAAGUUAAUGAGACAGCUUGGCAUUGAACGCAAGAAAACUCAAAUAUUGCUUCGAUCAAUGGGCCAGAAAAAGUUAGAGCCAAGCUACAGUCUUUCAGGUCUAGAGAUUUGUGGUUUGAAAGAGAACAUGUACAUUGACUUACCUGAGAUUUAUACUCAUGAAGACAUUCCUGUGUCCAAAGAGAACAUUCCUGUGCAGGAAGAUUUGAAAGAGUGGCCACACCUUCAUGGUAUCGAGCUGCCACAAAUAAAGGUAGAUGUAGGACUGUUGAUAGGCUGUGAUGGUUACAAGGCCAUGGAACCAUGGGAAAUCAUCCACAGUGCGGACGAUGGUCCAUACACAGUUCGAACAAUCCUCGGUUGGGUCAUUAAUGGCUCCGGACUGGCUGUGAAGACAGUGACUACACUUCAAGACUACAUCAUAUGUUAGUGUGACGCCUAUAGAUAUUUUCAAGGAGUCC
Messenger RNA from Acanthopagrus latus (yellowfin seabream), 1175 nucleotides. RefSeq lists its product as uncharacterized. The transcript has 2 exons. NCBI's taxonomy places the organism in Eukaryota, Metazoa, Chordata, Actinopteri, Spariformes, Sparidae. The coding region runs from base 35 to 1144 and encodes 369 amino acids. The record is from RefSeq and is a predicted model, not a curated record.